This is a messenger RNA of Anarrhichthys ocellatus (wolf-eel), 747 nucleotides long. RefSeq names its product GS homeobox 2 (gene gsx2). The record is from RefSeq and is a predicted model, not a curated record. Gene Ontology annotation, molecular function: sequence-specific double-stranded DNA binding; DNA-binding transcription factor activity, RNA polymerase II-specific. The transcript has 2 exons. Gene Ontology annotation, cellular component: nucleus. Lineage: Eukaryota; Metazoa; Chordata; Actinopteri; Perciformes; Anarhichadidae. The coding region runs from base 21 to 740 and encodes 239 amino acids. Gene Ontology annotation, biological process: regulation of DNA-templated transcription.
CACUUAUCAGCGGCGCAGCCAUGUCGAGGUCUUUUUACGUCGAUUCUUUAAUAAUCAAAGAUGCAGUUCGACCCGGACCGGUGGAGCAUCCGGGACAGGACUUCCUCAUCCCCAUCAGCAUGCACUCUCCAAGCGUCAUGACGGUCACCUCUCCGUUGUGCCCGUCCAGGAAGACGGGGACCUUCUGCGUCUGCCCGCUGUGCGUCACGUCCCACCUCCACUCUUCCCGCAGCGGCAUUCCCAUGCUGAAGAGUCAGUUUCCGGGCGUGGAGGCGCAGUACUGUCACAGGAUAGCGCAUCAGCAGUCUCCUGCACUCGCGCACCCGGGACACACACCUGUCUGCACGCCCACGUUCAGCGUCACAGACCCGAGGAGAUACCACUGUCUUUCUAUUGGCGCCUCCGACAACAGCCACAUACAGAACGGCAAGAGGAUGCGCACGGCGUUCACGAGCACGCAACUCCUGGAACUUGAGAGGGAGUUUUCCACGAACAUGUAUCUCUCCAGACUCAGGAGAAUCGAAAUCGCCACGUACUUGAGCCUGUCGGAGAAGCAAGUGAAGAUCUGGUUUCAGAACCGCAGGGUGAAGCACAAGAAGGAGGGCAAAGCCACCCAGAGGAGCGCGCACAGCAGCGGUUGCAAGUGCACGAGCGGCCUCACGGACUACUCGAGGUCGGAGGACGAGGAGUCUCUGUCUCCGGCCUCUGCGUCGGAGGAGAAAGAGGUGUCGCCCAUCUGAGAGGGAC